CUUUUUUUCCCCAUUGUCUUAUGAAAGAGGAUCCCUUAUAAAGAAAACUAUCAAGAUGGAAGAACCCCCUUCUCCUCGCGCGAUACCCCUACUAUGGAUAUCUACUACCCUCUUUACCCGGUCUUUGCCUUCCUGAGUUUCAUUCUCUGCCUUAUUCCUCUACCCUGGCACUGGCAAGCAUGGAACGCCGGCACCUGCGCCUUCAUGAUAUGGACCGCCACAGUUUGUCUCGUCGAGUUCAUCAACGCUCUCAUAUGGCAGGGAAACGUCGAUAACGUCGCCCCCGUGUGGUGUGAUAUCACUGCACAAAUUAUCCUAGGAUAUGGGAUCGGCGUGAACGCAUCAGCCCUCUGCAUAAGUCGCAGACUCUACAAGAUCACUUGCAUCCGCACAGUCUCUGUGACUCGCGAAGACAAACGUCGGGGGAUCAUCGAAGACCUUUGUGUAGCUGUCGGGAUUCCCAUCCUCGCUCUCAUCCUACACAUAGUCGUGCACCCCCACCGCUUCGACAUCCUCGAAAACAUCGGAUGCUACCCCGUUACGUACAACACCCUCCCAGCCUACUUCCUCUGGUUCAUGUGGCCCCUUCUCCUCGCAGUCGCCUCAUUCAUCUACGCCGCACUGACUCUCCGCUCUUUCUUCCGCCGUCGCGCCGAAUUCGCCACGCUCAUAUCCUCCCAGAGCAACUCCUCCAUGAACACCAGCCGCUACCUGCGGCUCAUGAUUCUUGCUUUGGUCAACAUGCUCUUCGCGCUCCCCCUAGGCAUAUAUGUGAUAUACAUCGGCUCUAAAGGUGUCCGGCUCGCGCCCUGGGUAUCCUGGGCAGACACGCACUAUGGUUUUUCACGCGUAGAUCAAAUCCCAGCGCUCAUUUGGCGCGGCGAUUAUGGCUAUGAGGUUGCCGUUGAGCUCACCCGGUGGUUAUCCGUCUUCUGCGCUUUCCUUUUCUUUGCCCUCUUCGGUUUUGCAAGCGAGGCAAAGAAACAGUACCGCCUGGCGUUCUGGAAAGUUUCCGGUUGGUUCGGCUUCAAGCCUGCUCCCUCGAGAGCCAAAGUCAUGGCAGAAGGCUCCACCAACACCGACGAAGAAGCCUCUCCCGCCUUUGCCCAUGUACAAAAACGACCCGAAUCCAUCGAUGUCGCUAUUGCACUCGGGACGUACAAGGAGGAGAAUCUGUCACCCUCAUCUCCUUCAUCUACAGCGCCUCCCUCGUACCGGUUGUCUUCGGCGCGUUCAUUCCCCAAAGAUGAGAAGUACCCCCUCCCACCUACCCCGCGGCCUCCAACGCCUACCUCUCUGCCAGACAUUGAUAGCACCUAUGGACAUUCAACGUACAACGCGGUGACUGCCGACGAAGAAGACGAAGACCUCAUCGUAGUAUCCAACGCGUAUCGCCAUUCAAAUUUCUCCGAUGAUUUCCACCCGAGACCAGCUUCUCAACCCAUACCUACUUACCUCGCGAGGAACUUGUAUCCUCCGGCUCCCAACUCUCGUUUUUCAAAUCCAGUUAUUUGAGCGCAUUUAUUUGCUUACUCAUAAUUCCUUCGCUAUUUUAUGGAAAGUUCAAAUCAAUUUGUAGUAUUACCGCUCCUUUUUUUUUCUCUUUCCUUUGGGUUCAGUCGUCGAGCGAUGUUGGGACCGACGCUGCAUGUAAAAACAGGCGUGUUUCGAAUUACGAAU
Molecule: messenger RNA, 1680 nt
Organism: Desarmillaria tabescens
Lineage: Eukaryota; Fungi; Basidiomycota; Agaricomycetes; Agaricales; Physalacriaceae
Product: putative pheromone receptor
Exons: 5
Coding region: 94-1515 (473 amino acids)
Biological process (GO): G protein-coupled receptor signaling pathway
Cellular component (GO): plasma membrane
Molecular function (GO): mating-type alpha-factor pheromone receptor activity
Source: RefSeq, a predicted model, not a curated record